GCAUCACCUACAACGCCCUUUCCACCUGAGUAUCAACCUAUUGAUCUACUUUCAAUCAUCUCCAGCCAAUAUACACUACCGUAAUCAUGGUCGUCAAGAAGCGAUGCCUCCUCUGGGACUGGACCAAUACAAAGGAGUGUCCCGGCCAAAUGGACAAAGUUCACUUCGGCGGACCCAUUGCAUCUGUCUCCAACUGGAAUGCGUGGGUCCCUCCUGAGCUGAAAGGCCGUGCCCCGUUCCGUCCCAUGAUCCAUCUCGAGCGCGAGCUCAACGGAAAUGAGUGGCAGUGGAUUAAGGAUUCCCACGAGUCAAUCAUACACUUUUUCAACGAGCCGGAGAGGAACGGUAUUAGCCCUGAGAAAGCUGCCGACUAUUGGCGCAAGCAGGUCAUUCCGGAAUUGCGCAACAAGCGCGGCAAGAAACUCGUCUCUCCCUCCUGCGCCUCCGAUGACGGCGGCAAGAACUGGUUGUACCGAUGGAUGGAGCUCGUCAAAGACUGUCCGCCAGACUUCCUGGGUAUGCACUGGUACGGCACCGAUCCCAACCUCGCCAUUCGCGAUAUCGAAGCUAUGCACAAACGCUUUCCUAAACUCCGCAUCAUCGUGUCAGAGAUCGCCAGCAUUAGCCGAGAUUCUCACCAGGUGUUCGAGUUCACCAAGAAGGUAUGCAAUUGGAUGGAUGGGACCGAUUAUAUCUUUGAGUAUGCGUUCUUUGGAUGCAUGAAGAAGAUGCCGGACCAGUAUGUAAGUGAGGCGGCGAGGCUGAUGAAACCGGAUGGGAGCUUUACGGAUUUGAUGAACAAGUAUAUGCAUGAGCAGCCGAUGAAAUGA
Westerdykella ornata is the source of this 830-nucleotide messenger RNA. RefSeq lists its product as uncharacterized. The coding region runs from base 87 to 830 and encodes 247 amino acids. The transcript is spliced from 2 exons. Gene Ontology annotation, biological process: fungal-type cell wall polysaccharide metabolic process. The record is from RefSeq and is a predicted model, not a curated record. Gene Ontology annotation, cellular component: fungal-type cell wall. Lineage: Eukaryota; Fungi; Ascomycota; Dothideomycetes; Pleosporales; Sporormiaceae.